AUGGGAUCAGAAAAUGUUGGGAAUUCGCAAAUUAUAAUUGUUAUAACGAUUCUAGUGUUCGUUCUCAUUUUCACUCAGACUAGCUCAAACAAGGAAUGGCCAAACCUCACCUCAAAAUACAUCCACAAUGCUUCAAACAUCAACGAAUUUCUCCUCAAAAACAUCGAAUCGUACCAACCAAGUCAUGGAUACACCCCGAAGAAAGGACUCCACAUUCCAGAAAUUUAUCUGAAUAGACAAGAUACAAGUUGCCCCCUUGCGCAAAAUGAAAAAGGAAGAAUUGACAAAAUGCCGAAUUUAAUUGCAGUCGGAUUUGGAAAAUGCGGCACCGGAUCCUUGAGCUUUUUGGACUGUCAUUCUCAAAUUGUCUUUCGAUUCGUAGAACCAGCAUUUUCCUGGCUAAUGUACAAUGCUAAGAAAAAGAAGAAACCGACAACGGAACAAGCACUAGCUGCUUACAAUCUUCCAAAAGCUCAUGAGUCGGAGAUCCUUGUCGAAAAAUCGCCUGGGUACAUGAAUGGAAAAACGGACAAAAUGCUCAAAAGAUACGAAGCAAUGAAGUAUUUCUCCCCAAGAGUCAAGAUUUUAGUGCUUCUCUGCGAUCCGAUGCAUCGACUUUGGUCGCAUUUGAAAAUGCACGGCAAGGAAGAAUAUUAUCUCGACUUCGCGGAAAUGGCGAAUGAGAAAUGGAUGCCGGCCAUGCAAAAUUUCACUUACGACGAGAGGCAUAACAUCCUCGAUCUCCCUGUCUUUGCAGCGGAUUUGAAAAAUAUUGGGAAAAAUUCGAGUGAAUACAUGAAAAAAGUCCUCCUUAUGGGCUUAUACUACUCCCGACUGAGCGUUCUUUUGAAAGCUUUCGGAAAAGAUCGAGUGCUUCUUUUGGAUGGAGAUAAUCUUAUUUCUGACCCCGGGGAGGAAUUCGGGUUGGUGGAAGAAUUUGUUGGGGUCGAUAAAGAAUUGACGUUCGAAUUUGCGACGCGUUAUCCAUAUCCAUGCUUGGAUGAGCCAGUGCCAAUGUGUCUACCAUCUAGCAAAGGAACCAGUCAUGGUAGCACCAAACAACCCAACUCCACCCUCCUCUUCAAUUUCUACCAAAAAGAAAUGCAAAUGCUCAAAUCUUUACUGAAAACAUUUCCCGACUACGAUCCUGAUUCGAAUCGAUUUCAAUGGCUUCAUAAAUAUGAUUUAUAA
This is a messenger RNA of Oikopleura dioica, 1191 nucleotides long. The record is from the annotation of a GenBank genome assembly. NCBI's taxonomy places the organism in Eukaryota, Metazoa, Chordata, Appendicularia, Copelata, Oikopleuridae.